AUGGACAAGGAGAGGCAUAUGCGAGACAUUGAAGGCAAGUUUGUGAAUGAUGAUGCUGAUUCAGACAAGUAUGUGAAGAGGAUGAGGCUCUUUGAAGAAUGCUACUCUGCUCGGAAGCAUAAAUAUAUCAGUAAAUCUUCAGCAUCAACUUCAUCAUUGAAGUCAUUUCCACGUGCUGAGAGGCAUAUGCGAGACAUUGAAGGCAAGUUUGUGAAUGAUGAUGCUGAUUCAGACAAAUAUGUGAAGAGGAUGAGGCUCUUUGAAGAAUGCUACUCUGCUCGGAAGCAUAAAUAUAUCAGUAAAUCUUCAGCAUCAACUUCAUCAUUGAAGUCAUUUCCACGUGCUGAUUUUGAGGCCAAUGCCUCAAAAGGAGCAUCCUAUGAAGUUGCAGCUCAGGUGAAAAAUGUGCAAGUUCUGGGCAUAGAAUAUAAAGAAAUAGGCUCAGACUCAGGGGAGAGAAUGUUUUCUCUAGAUUCGGAUCAUCUAGACAUCAAAGACCAGAUAUAUCAAGAGAAGUUGGGAUCACUCCAUGCCCAACUGCAGCAACUGGAAAAUGGUACUCACCCUGAGUAUUCCCAGAGGCUGAAGAAGCUAGAGGAAGAUUAUGAUGAGAGGAUAUUACAUAAUGACCUCUGGUAUGAGUUUGAGACUCAUCAGAUUGAACGGGAGUAUAUGGAAGAAAAGAGAGCAGGAAACAGAGACUUUGAGGAGAAGAAGGUUGAAUUGAGGGAACAAUUAAUCACUGACCUAGAAUGCAAGAAGAAAGUAAUUGAGAAGGAGCGAACUUCCAUGGAAUUGACUGGAGACUCAAUGGAGAUGAAGACAAUUUCAACACGGAAAUUACGAAGACGGCCAAAUGAGCAGCCCCCUCAGUUUGAAAAGAGAAGAAAACCAGCUCCAAGGCAGAUAUUUUACCUGCUUGAAAAAGACAAUGUGGCUGAGGACUUGAAGUGCAUCUCACCCAACACUGCCUCCUCUCUCACCUCAACUGCCCAGCCUGUGACAAAAGGUUCCAAUUCUGACUAUGGAGAUCAUUUCAAUGGAGAUGUGAGAAUUGAAGAUGGAAAACUGUUCUAUGACAAGAAAUGGUUUGUUUCUUUCAUUGUGUAUGGCUGUGCAUUCUUUCAUGAGAGCUCUUGGUAUCGGAGGGGUCAGUCAGUCUAUGUUGAAACGAAGAAAGGGAGUAAGAUAGCUGGCAUCAUCUCAGUCAUCCGCACAGAUAUGAUCUGGGUGAAGAAGACACAGAACAAUAAUCAGAAAUUGAGGAUCCAAUUGUCAGAAUUGGAGCAGGGCAAGUAUGCAUUGAGGAGAAGAGCAUCCUGAGCAUUCAGCCCAUUGGUGAAGUUGAUCUCAAUCCACUCAUGUGACUCAGUCAUUCUUCAAGGAGGAUUCAGCCAUUUCAAUGGCAAUUGACAGCUACUGUAUUUUUCAG
Darwinula stevensoni is the source of this 1432-nucleotide messenger RNA. The record is from the annotation of a GenBank genome assembly. Lineage: Eukaryota; Metazoa; Arthropoda; Ostracoda; Podocopida; Darwinulidae.